CGUCACAAGUAAGGAAAAGCUUCAUGCACGUUCGGUUACCGAGGACCUUGGUUGCCUCAUGUGCAAGAACUGCAGAUCCAACCAUGCACAGGGCGUCAUGGGGGACAGUAGUGGAGAACCGGAGCUUCGCCUCGCGCCAAAAUUUGAGAGGAAGGAUAAGGAAAUUUUGGAGAGUGGUUGUACGAGAGGUCUUCUCGUCAAUGUGCAUCCUGUUGAGCCGUGGGUCAUAUUCUCACCUGCCGGUCAGUCGCUUCAAGUCUGGAACUGUGACGAUGGAACACAGGUUGCCUCCUGGGCAAUCCCUGACGUUAAUAACGAUGCCUAUGAAGCUCAAUUCAUCACACAGGAAGACUGGAUUGCCGUAAGGAGACUGUGUAGCUUGGCUAUAUAUGACAAACAAGGUUCGAACUUGCGAUGUAUAAAGGUGCUGACGGGGGAAACUUACAGGAUGAGGACACAUGCGAUGGCUGUCCAUCCAACCUUACCCUAUUUAUCGGCUGCUUUUGCCCAGGACGACAUUCUCCUGUGGCGCUGGGGCCAGGGAUGGGAAAAGAUAGUACUGAAAGGCCAUUCUCGAUGGGUAUAUCAAGUGGUGUUUCAUCCAAGGGAGUCACACAUCUUUGCAAGCGCUGGAAGUGAUAGCACUAUCAAGGUAUGGAGCUUGAAGACAAUGUCUGUUCUCAAUACUUUGGAGGAGGAUGACCAUUAUGGCUAUAUAGAUGAAAUUGGAUUCGGCAAUGGGUUGCAUAAGUCGCUCUUGAUCUCAUCACUUGAUAGAUGUAUAUGUGUAUGGGACUAUGAGAGUGUGGCAAAGUGGGUGCCACACAAGUACAAUCCUAUUUCAGCCUUUUUUCAUCCACGCUUGCCGUAUAUCUUCACAGCAGCAGACGAUGGAGAAAUCAGAGUCUGGAGUGACUCAACCUAUCAGCAAGUCUCGUCCUACUUCUGUCGUUGGGCUGGUAUGGUCAGGAGAAUGCAUCCAUGUGCAAAGUCUAACAUGGUUCUCCUAGGAGGUCGUGGCGAGUUUCUUGUAGCACAGGUACUAAGUACAAGAGGGGAAGAAGAGGACAAGAAAGAACUGGAGCAAAGGGGGUCUCUUUUUGCUGGAAGACGAAGAAUUCAACUGGAAAAUGGAGUACUAGCCAAUUCUUUAAAAGAGCUUGAGAAGAAGAUUGAGCACAUGGCGGAAAAGAUUGAGCGAAACUGCGAUAAAGUGAUCGAUGAACUGCGAGCAGACCAUCGGGGAAAGGAGAGAGUCCAAGCAGAAAGGAUUGAGAAGCUGGAGACGGAGCUUACAAGAAUUCAGGCAGAAGCGGUCAGUGCGCAAAAGCUGUCCGACGAAUCUAGAAAACAUCUAGUAGGCAGGAUCUCUCGGUUGGAAUCAAAGAGGGACAAGCUGAUGAUACCAGGGGACAAAGGUAACGAACCAGAUCUGCGUCGGGAAAAGGAGAGAAUCCAAGAAAAAAGGACUCAGAAGCUGGAGACAAAGCUUAAAAGAAUUCAGGCAGAAGCGGUCAGCGCGCAAAAGCUGUCCGACGCAUCCAAAACACAUCUAGAAAACAGGAUUUCUCUGUUGGAAUCAGAGAGGGACAAACUGACAGAGAAAGUUAACGAACAGGAGCAAAGACUCUUAAAAGAGAUCAUUGCUAAUCAAAACAGGACAAAGAUGUCUGCCGGCGGACUCCUCGCUGGUGAUGCUAGCACAACAGAGAUUCCCUUGCUGAAGGAGUUAUCCAUGAAGGAACUACAGGAUGCGACGGACAAUUUUCACAUAAAGUGGAAGUUUGGAGAAUCUGAUGUGGAUCACCAUGAAGAUGUUUACACGGGGAAACUACCUGACGCCGCUGACGGCACACAUAUUAAAGUAAAGAGUAUCAGGGAUAUUAUGAGUACUAGGCAGGUUGUUGAGUGCAACAAGUUUGAAGCAGAUGUGGUAGAAAGGUUGAAAUUACUCCAGCAUCCCCAUCUGCUUACCCCUCUGGGAGUUUGUUAUGAAGAGAGCUGUCUCGUUUAUGAGCACAUGGCUCAUGGCAAUGUGCAGAAUUGUAUCGCACGUCGUGGAGAAAACUCUACGCCAGAGAGAGUGUCUCUGGCGUGGUAUGUUCGCUUCCGCAUCAUGGCGGAGGUUGCCAGAGGCUUAUCCUUUCUCCAUUCUUACCCAUUGGUUUCUGGUGGUCCCAUCAUCCACAGCGCCAUCACGCUAACAAACAUCCUACUCGACAACAAUUUUGUGGCCAAGAUAGGUCGUGUCGAUCGAGCACUGCUUGGCCUCCCGAAAACUGCUGAGGGAACUGCCUUGCCAGAAUUUGUGGUAAGCAACCCUCAGUAUGUCGCCCCAGAAUACUGGCAGUCCAGAGUUUUCAGUGAAAAAACGGAUAUCUACGCUUUUGGCAUCACUCUUUUGGAGAUGCUGACCGGAAAUUUCUCGAAUGCGUUCGAUGUCAUUGACAAUGCGAUUGAAGAUGAAGCGGCUUUCAAGAAUGCUCCCGAUUCCAAUGCAGGUUUUUGGGAUGUUCAUCUAGCACGUGAAGUAGCGAGCUUGGCGCUGCGCUGCGCCGACCCGAACAAACGCAAACGGCCAACCAUGAUGACACCUGACAUCGGCAUCCUGCCGAUAUUGGAGGGGGUUGCGAGGAAGGUACUAGAUCUUUUGCAGGCAAUAUGUGAUGCACAAGCAUUGAGGUGACUGGCAUUUGAAGAGAGGGUGAGAAUGGAGCCUGCUUCCAGCUUACGGGCUUCUUUUUUUUUUUYUUUUUUUUUUUUUUAUGGUCCAGGGCGUACGGGCAUGUUAACCUCGGUAGUUUCUUUGCUUGGUCUUAGGUGUCUAUUUAUUCGUUUAUUUUAAUGAAAAAACUGCUUCCUUGGUUUAUUCAGAUGAGAGGGGCUGACAUCCCCCCACAAAGACCGGAUCUGGGAGCAUUACCCAGUGGUAUGCUUUUGACGAGACCCCGAGGGACCCGAGUAAGAAGCACCCCUAAACAAAUAAAUUUCUUUAAU
Messenger RNA from Chara braunii, 2997 nucleotides. The record is from the annotation of a GenBank genome assembly. Lineage: Eukaryota; Viridiplantae; Streptophyta; Charophyceae; Charales; Characeae.